AUGUCUGCUCAGGAUACAGCGUCACCCUCUGUUUUAUCGGUGUCCAACGACGCGGCAGAAGAACGUGCCCAGCGAGCAGCUCGACGCGACUUUAUCGACUCACGCAUCGCUGAACUCCAGGAAGAGAUUCGAAAAUGGAAGAGCAAUAGAAACGAGCUGUCCGAGAUUUCUCGGCUACCACCAGAGGUACUCAGUCGAGUCUUCAUGCACUAUCAGCGGCUUUGUGCGUCGUCGACCAGAAUCUCCAAAUUUGGGAGAAUCCUGAGGCCCUCUGACUGGACGAAAGUCACGCACGUUUCGCGGUAUUGGAGGGAUGUAGCGCUGGCUUUCCCGGAGCUUUGGUCCAACAUCCAGGCCACGACGAGCCCCCGCUGGGCCCAGGUCAUGUUUGAACGGGCAAAACAAGCCCCGAUCUCCCUCACGUUCUCCUCGAACUCGAGCACCAGGCCAGAACUCGCCGAGGUGAUCAAAGAUGCGUGCUCGCAACCCCAUCGCUUGAAAGGCCUCAAAGUAACCGGUUUUAGCGACUUCAUUCGCCAACAACUCAGGCAGCUAGCGUCUCCAACCCCUAAUCUCCAGAUACUGGAGCUGGAAUGCGACCCCUCGUACGUCCUCAUGUGCCCAAGCAUCCCAGAUAACCUUCUGGGAGGCGAAGCCCCGUCGCUUCGCAAACUCCACUUGACCGGAUAUCAGUUCCGUUGGGCAGCACUUGCCCCCAUAUCCUCCGGCCUCACGUCCUUCAAAUUAAGCUUGUUGCCUCGGAAAACAGACGAAUUCCCAGGUCCGGAUGCGUUCUUCCAAGUGAUCGAAGCUAUGCAAAACCUUCGAGAGUUGGAACUGGAUAUCAAACUUCCUAUCGCACCUCUGCCAACGUUCCGCGUCAUCCGCCUCCCGAAACUCGAAUCUCUCAAACUACAUGGCUGUUUCCGCGAAUGCGAAAACGUCAUGAAGCACCUCGCGCUUCCGUCUUCCCUCCGCGCUUCCUUCGAGGUCACCCACAAUGCGGAGGACACCGGCGUCAAUGCAUUGACGUUUGGACAGACGUUAUCCUCUUCCUGGCUUUCUGGCCCACUUUCGGAUCCGCCGCGCGUUGUUCGCGAUCUCGCCGUCAACAACAGUCACUACAAAGCAAGGAUCACAGGGCAUCUUUCCGGCCUCUAUUCUUUCCCCUUCCUGACCAUAACACUCAUAUCCAACAAAUUCCUAUCCGAGGUCCUAGCCGCUCUUCCCUUGAACGACGUCACCACGCUCGACUUGAGGAGCGGCUUCACCGCAAAGGACAUAGAACGCUUUUCUAGCCUGCCAUCCGUCCACACAGUCCAAGCCGACCGACUUUCUUCGGAAGCCGUUAUCCUCUACGCCCGAAGGGAUCCUGCUUUACAUUUCGUCCCAGCCAAGUCCAGGAAGGGAGGGACGUCGAAGAACAAGGCCAGGAGAAAACCAAAAACGUCUCCAACAAAACUCACCCGCUUCGCGUCCGUCAAGCGGCUCGUUCUUGAAUGCGCUGACUUUGAGAGCAUCGAUAUCGAGAAUUUUUUGGAUUGGCUGAUGAUGAGGUACGAGUUGGGAAUGGAGAUGGAGUCGGUCAAGUUGUUUGAUUGUGUGAGGCUGUAUGAGGAUGAUGUGCAGCGGAUUGAAGAGGUGGUCGUUGAUGUUGACUGGGAUGGCGAGGAAAUCGAGUAUUAUUCGGAUGAAGAGGACGAGGAUGAUUGUGAUGGGUGUGGCUUGCCAGGAUGUAUCAGCUGCUACGGUGACGAUAGUGAUUAUGCGGAUUACCUUCAGUACUCUAACUGA
Coprinopsis cinerea okayama7#130 is the source of this 1794-nucleotide messenger RNA. RefSeq lists its product as hypothetical. Lineage: Eukaryota; Fungi; Basidiomycota; Agaricomycetes; Agaricales; Psathyrellaceae. The transcript is spliced from 2 exons. The coding region runs from base 1 to 1794 and encodes 597 amino acids. The record is from RefSeq and is a predicted model, not a curated record. Gene Ontology annotation, molecular function: protein binding.